Molecule: messenger RNA, 1690 nt
Organism: Paramecium pentaurelia
Lineage: Eukaryota; Ciliophora; Oligohymenophorea; Peniculida; Parameciidae
Source: the annotation of a GenBank genome assembly
GUAUGUCCUAAGAUUUAAAAUGGAAACAAGACAGAAUUGUGAUACAAUCAUAAUUUAAAAAAGAGAACGAUAAAUGUUGUCAUCUAUUAGGGUUUAAUAAUUAUAUUAUAUAUAUGAAAGUAAUAUGAGUUUUUCAUAUUUAGGAUCAUUAGAAAGUGCCAAAGAAAUAUAUUCCAUUAGAUUUUGAGAUUAAAUUUGAAAUUUUAAGGGAGAAAGUUGUAAAAAAGAGUGAAAAUGAUGAUUCUUUGGGUGAAAUUAAAGGAAUUAGUUUAAUAAAAGAUAUAGGGAUUGACACAAUAAUAAAAAAGAGGUAUUUUGGAGGAGAAGACCUUAUUAAAUAAUGGAGAGAGUAUUUGAGUAGCAGGAUAAAUUAAUGGCAAUUUCACCAAAUGUUUAGAAUAUACAAAAAAAUUGGGAAGGGAAACUUUGCAUCUGUAUUAACAUUAAUAAAUUAUUUAUAGGUUUACUUGGCAUAGAAUAUUGAAAGUGGAAAAAAUAUGGCAAUUAAAGCAUUUUCUAAGUAAGUUGCUUAUGGAGAAGAACAUGGUAAAUAGGCAAUUUAAAAUGAAUUAUAUAUAAUGAGAUAACUGAAUCAUUCACAUAUAAUGUAAAUGUAUGAAGUAUAUGAAACCUAAAAUUCACUAUAUGUGGCACUUGAAUUAUUAGAAGGAGGUUCUUUGUAUGAUUUGAUAAAAGAGAAGACUUUAUUAUCAACUACUUAAAUUUAAUAAAUAAUGGUAGGUGUAUUGUAAGGGUUAUAGAAUAUGCAUUAAAAAGAUAUAAUGCAUCGUGAUCUAAAAUUAGAAAACAUUUUAUUUAAACAAUAAAAGUAUAAUUUAAAUGUAUUUUAGUAAAAUGGAUUCAGUAGUUAUUGCUGAUUUUGGUUUGGCAACAAAAGUUAAUGAACCUAUAUAUUUAUACAGUAGAUGUGGAACUCCAGGUUUUAUUGCUCCAGAAGUUAUAAAUAUUAAGGAAUUGAAAGGUCAUUAUAGUAAAGUUUGUGAUAUUUACAGUCUAGGACUAGUGUUCUAUUUAUUAUUAUCUGGGAAAUAAGCAUUUCCUGGUAAAUGUUAUGAAACUGUAAUGAAAUAAAAUAGAGAAGCUACAAUCAAUUUUACAAUUAAAUAAUUAUAAUAAGUGCCAAGUUAGGCUAUGGAUCUAAUGAAGAGAAUGCUUGAAAAAGAUCCAAUUAGAAGAAUCUCUGCUAAUGAUUGUUUAAAGCAUCCUUUCCUUGUUGCAAUGAAUAAUUAAAUGGCAGAUGAUUCUGUUAAUGAUUCAAUGGAUGAAGAUAAUCAUUUUGGAGAAAUUGCUUCAAGAAUGAAUGCAUUAAAUGAAGAGUAUUACAAUAAUUUAAUAUAAUACUUAGAGCAAUUAAUUUCGAUGCAUUCAGAAGAAAUGCAAUUAUAAAUUCUCCAGGUUCACCAGGUAUAGUUGAAACUUAAUAAUUUAAAUAACAAAAAGUUGUUGAUUCCAUAAAUUAACUUUAAAUGAAUUCUCCAUUAUUAAAUGGGAAAAUUGAAACAAUUGAUAGUUUACCUAAUAUUGGAACUCCGAAGAUUUAAAGUUCUUUUUAGUAAUCUCCAAUAAUUAAACAUUCGUAAUUCAAAUAGUUAUAUAUAAAUAUAUAUAUUUUAGAAAUCUACCAUAAUAAUAAUAAUAAUACAUUUAAGAUCAUCCGUUACAAGAAUGA